Pocillopora verrucosa is the source of this 2401-nucleotide messenger RNA. RefSeq names its product alanine--glyoxylate aminotransferase 2, mitochondrial. Gene Ontology annotation, biological process: glyoxylate catabolic process. The record is from RefSeq and is a predicted model, not a curated record. Gene Ontology annotation, molecular function: L-alanine:glyoxylate transaminase activity; pyridoxal phosphate binding. Gene Ontology annotation, cellular component: mitochondrion. NCBI's taxonomy places the organism in Eukaryota, Metazoa, Cnidaria, Anthozoa, Scleractinia, Pocilloporidae.
CGCAAAUUACAUGACAUACACUUCUUCGUCCUUUUUAUUUUCGAACAAAUCUGUGAGCGGAAUAUGUUUUCAAAGCGUCUAGUUUUGAGCCAGAGAGGCUGUCGUGCGGCGUUUUUCGGGCUUCAGAAUGUUCAAAGAGGCUUCGCUACUUCUUCAGGACCUCUACUGCAAAAGACAGCACCUCUUGAUCCAGGACUGGAAAUGCCACAAUGUGAUUAUGAACCUGAACAGUACCAGGGAAUCUCAUUUGAACAUGCUAAAGAAGUGAGGAAAACCUAUCUGAAUCCAGCUUUGUUUUCAUAUUACAAGGAACCAGUGUUUAUUUGCAAGGGUCACAUGCAGUGGCUCUGGGACAGUGCUGGAAAAAGAUACUUGGAUUUAUUUGCUGGUAUUGUGACAGUCAGUGUAGGACAUUGUCAUCCUCAUGUGACCAAAGCUGCAAAAGACCAGUUGGAUAAAUUGUGGCAUACGACUAACAUAUAUUAUCAUCCAACCCUCCAUGAAUAUGCAGAGCUUAUGGCAUCAAAACUUCCUGGAAACCUUAAGGUGUGCUACUUUGUAAACAGUGGCUCAGAAGCUAAUGAUAUGGCCAUCAUGAUGGCAAGAGCUCACACUGGAAACUUUGAUUUCCUUUCUCUCAGAAAUGCAUAUCAUGGUGCCAGUCCAUACACUCUGGGGAUUCUUGCUCACAGCACAUGGAAACUCAAUGUCCCCGUGGGAUUUGGAUAUUUUCAGACUAUGAACCCAGAUGUGUACCAAGGACCCUGGGGCGGAGCUAACUGCCGUGACUCAAUAGCACAGACGGACAGAACAUGUAAUUGUGCGGCAGGUCAGUGUAUGGCUUCCAAGAUGUAUGUUGAUCAGCUGAAAGAUGUCCUGGUGCAUUCGACUUCAAAAAAGGUUGCAGGAUUCAUAGCUGAGCCUAUUCAGGGUGUCGGAGGUACCGUUCAGCUUCCCAAAGGUUUCCUGAAGGGUGCAUACGAGCUUAUACGUGAAAGAGGUGGUGUGUGCAUAUCAGACGAGGUUCAGACUGGGUUUGGUCGUCUUGGCAGUCAUUACUGGGGUUUUGAAACCCAGGGUGUUGUUCCAGAUAUCGUAACGAUGGCUAAAGGUAUUGGAAACGGUUUUCCAAUGGCCGCUGUCAUCACCACACCAGAAAUUGCCCACAGUUUUGCCCAAGCCGUUCAUUUUAACACAUUUGGUGGAAACCCUGUGGCUUCAGCAGUAGGAAAAGCUGUAUUAGAGGCUAUUGAUGAAGACGGUGUACAAAAGAACUGUGAGGUCGUGGGAACAUACUUCUUAGAAGAACUGCUUCAACUUAAGAAAGAGUUCCCGGAUGUAAUCGGUGACGUCAGAGGGAAGGGUUUGAUGAUUGGCGUUGAGUUUGUCACAGAUAAGGAAUCAAAGACACCUUUGCCUCCCGAGAAGUUCGUCCCAAUCUGGGAAGACUGUAAAGACAUGGGAGUUCUUGUCGGAAAGGGUGGACUGUAUGGAAAUGUAAUGCGUAUUAAGCCCCCAAUGUGUAUAACCAAAGAGGAUGUCGACUUCGGAGUUGCAGUUAUUCGUGCGGCCUUGUCCAAGUACUCGCAUGGCAAAUAAAUAACAAUCGUUGGACUUUUUACGAUUACUGUUAGCACCAAUAGUACCUCUGAAUAAGUUGACAUGCCCCACCGACUUUACUACAUUCGCAGUAUAGAAUAUCACAACACCGUUUAAGUAUCCCAAUGAUCUGUCAUGUAGUAAAACUAUUUUUUUAGAGAAUAUUCGUGAAUGAUAAUAAUUGCCAGUAAAACACGAGACAUCCUGAUCGCAUUGAUAAUCAAAGUGGGUCCGUGGGUUUUUCAGAGAUCGAUUUUAGGGAUAUGGACUGUCUUUAAGUGAUGAACAUGUGACUUCUCCCGAUAAUAUCCAUGCAUUAUUCAGGAAACUUGCUAUGGAAAUACUCAGACUUAUCAGGUAGAAGUGGCUUUCUUGAUCCAACACCGAAUUAUCGUGACUAAGUGACACUGAAAUGUGUAGCAGCUAGAGAGGAGAAGCAAUAUCAGAUCUUGGUAGUUGUAGGGUUAAAUGCUUCUUAAAAUCAUGGCAAUGCCUCACAUCAAGUGGACGAAAGUGAUUUACCUACAAAUGGUUUCAACGCUGGGUAAUCAAUAAAAAACAUUGAAUCUAUCGCACAAAUGUCCCCUCUCUUAUUUCUGUUUUAGCAUUCAUAUUGUAUCUACAGAGAUCUGCUCUUGAUGCGCGGUAUUUUUAAGCUAAAGCCUUGCGAAGGAGAAUGAAAAGGUCUCAGGGAACUGUUGAGAGAACCGACAAGGUCCAGGAGAAGUGGUGAUUCUGCCGGUUGCAUUUUUCCAUGAGUCUGAAGACAGCGAUCAACUGUAGGACGUGCGCAGUUCGGUAG